Penicillium robsamsonii is the source of this 2019-nucleotide messenger RNA. RefSeq names its product Zn(II)2Cys6 transcription factor. Bases 1 to 2019 code for a protein of 672 amino acids. The transcript has 4 exons. Gene Ontology annotation, cellular component: nucleus. Gene Ontology annotation, biological process: positive regulation of transcription by RNA polymerase II. The record is from RefSeq and is a predicted model, not a curated record. Lineage: Eukaryota; Fungi; Ascomycota; Eurotiomycetes; Eurotiales; Aspergillaceae. Gene Ontology annotation, molecular function: zinc ion binding; DNA-binding transcription factor activity, RNA polymerase II-specific; transcription cis-regulatory region binding.
AUGAAUCUCCGAAAAGUAGCGAAGGCGCAGCCGCAGUCGCCCAGCGUCAGCACGAGGACAUCCACUCCAAAAAGUCAAGCAAGCGAUUCACAAAGUACACCCCGCCCCCGCUCCAGUCGCAAGAAAUCCUCAGAUGCCCCAGAUACCAAAGCUAGGAGAGUACGCACAGGCUGCCUCACUUGUCGCCAAAGACAUUUGAAAUGCGACGAAGCCGUGGGACGGUGUCUCAAUUGUCGCAAGUCGGAUCGCGUCUGUCAGCGUGGUGUCCGCCUCAAUUUCAUUGAUACUCAAACUGUUGCUCCUCCAUAUAUCAUCGCUCGGCCGCAUGGGUCGAAGGUGACAUUUCGGGAUGACUCGCGUUUGAUCGCGUCUUUGUAUGUGGGCGGCUUCGAGAUAUACCCGCCUGUCCAGCCGGAGAGCCCUGUUCAAGAGAACGGACAUUCAAACCAUGACAUUGACGUUAUAGGUGAUGAUUUGACAAAUCUCUUUCAAUCCGUGGCACAUUCGUUUGACCCACUGAGCUUUGAUGUUCCGCAUCCAAAUGUGGCCGACUUCGUUGGAACUGAUACUUGGCACCAGUCUCACUUGGUGCCAGGAGAUGAACUUCUUCCACACGGAACAUCUCAUUUCGCACAGAAAUUGGCUGGGAAACAUGAAUAUCAUGCUUUCCUCGCCGACCCAGAGCAAGUCUCUCUUCUCAGAACUUUUACGGAAGAAGUCGGUCCCCUAAUGGAUAUAAUGGAUGAAAUGAACCAUUUUUCCCAGAUUCUUCCAGGUUUUGCCAUCAGCGAGCCCAUAUUGCUAAAGGCAUUUCUCGCGUGUGGUGCUAGGCAUCUUUUUUUUGUAGACGCCUCUUAUGGGGACGAAAAAGCGACAAGUUAUUAUGACGAUGCUACUCGGGAUCUCCUGAAUGCAAUGCAUGAUCCCAACCGUGACUCCGUUCUCUGCGCAACAGCAGCCCUUGCCCUCGGCUUCUCCGAAACCAUGCCAACCUCAUCAAGGCACAAUGGAGACCACCGCGCAGGCUCCCGAGCUUUGAUUCGAGAAUGUGGCUGGACUGCCGAAACUCCCGGGUUGGGUGGAGCAUGUUUCAGGAUCAGUGUUGGUGCAGAACUGCUGAACUGUAUGCGAUAUAAUUGGACAUUGUCUUGGGAUCCAAACACUUGGGGGGUCAAUAUGGACAUGGAUCAAUCACAUGCCACCAACGGGGGCAACCAAGAUAUAUGGCAUCAUCGGAUACUUUAUAUUUUCGCAAAGGUCAUCACCUUCCAAGCGUCUUCGGGACAAUCACACGGUUUAGGUGACGAUGCGGCGAGGACCAUUCAGCACGACCAUGAAUGGAUGAUUCACAACAGGUGGUGCGACCAAUGGGCGAAAUCUAUUCCUAGAUCCCUCGUACCCCUUGGUCAUUUGCAGCCAUGGCAAACAGGUUCCAAUUCGGCCUUUCCUGAAGUUUGGCUUGUCAACCGAUCUGCCAUCGUUUCUCGAUUAUUCUACCACGCCUGUCGUAUCAUGUUAGCCAAAACACACCUUUCUCAGUCAGAGUUCGACGAGGAUAUGCGGAAAAUGCAACGCAGCCAUGCGCACGAAAUCUGCGGCCUUAUUGCCCACACCACAGACCGAGGUGUGGCCGAUAUAUCCCUGUACUUUCUUGUACUCGCUGCAGAGUGCUUAGAAACACGAGGAGCUCAAGACCAGGUACUCGGCAUCUUUGAUACCAUCACUAAAGUGACUGGCCGCAGUGCCGAACCAAUCAAAAACGAUCUCAAACAAAUUUGGAGCUGGGCCGAUGCUCACCCGCAUACGGUGACGCCAGCCCAGAUGCAGAAUCACUUCUAUGAACUAGACCCCUCUCUGUCAAUCUCCAAUCACCCAGGCUCGUCUCCAAGCCUACACAAUCCCGUGUUGACUACGGGUGACUUCUCGUUGGAGAACCACCCGUAUCGAGGAUAUUAUGUGCCACCACAUCACCACCAUCCACUCAAUCCAUAUCACUAUGGGACAUUUGAUAUGAUUUAA